AUGGCAUCGUGGCGGUCGGUGAGCGUGUCCAUCUCUGCCCUCGUCGUCUUCGUCGUCAGCCUCGCUUAUCUGCUCAUCUCCGCCUCCAGCUCCACUUCCGCCCUGGGCGGGCAACAAGAUCUCGGCCCUUUGAAACAUCCUCACAGACAUUUUCAGGCUCCAGCAGAGAAUCCUUGGGCCGAGCUCGAUGACGCAGAGGCCUCGCAACUCUAUCUCUGGCUCCAUGAGAACACGAAUCUGUUCGAUUCUGCGUCGGAUACCAACGCUCUGAACCUGGUCGAGCUCCUGCGGCCGAACAAGUCCGAUGUCGCCGACUACCUUGACCACGGAGGCCCGCCACCAGAGCGGUGGGCGAGGCUCUCCAAUCUCGAAAGCAAGGGCGACGAGGCCUUUGUCAAAGAGUACAUGGUCGGCCCGUUGCCUCCAUCGAACCACACCCAGAUUCUCCCCUUGACAUACUGCCACAACUCCGGGCGCAACUCUGUCCGGAGUCCCAUCUCAGACGUCUUCGCCCUCCUGGACUGGGCCCUCGGCAUCGGCGAGAACGCAUCGGACAUCACGCUCGACCUGCUGGGCGCGAAGACGAACCGCCACGACCUCGACGACCCCGAUGGCCUGGUCAUUGGCUCGAGGCCCGCGCUCAUCGACUCGGGCCGCAUGGUGCACUGGCUCGAGUUCUUCCGUCCCGGGAUGAAAUCGGACGGUCGGAGUCUGCUGCCCCAGGGACUGUACGUCAAGCUGGACAUCCCCACGGCGCGGCCAGAGACGUGGACGACCGGCGGCUGGUUCUACAACGGCAUCCUGUACGACAACGACACGAUGCUGCGCGAGGCCAUGAAGUCCCCCGAUUUCGAACGGCUCGUGGUCAACGAGGACGGCGGCUGGACCGACACGGAAGAUCCUGCCAGUGUGGCGCCCGAGCGAGACAUGCCCCCGCCGCUGUCGAUCCAGCCGUACGGACCACGGUACCACCUCGACCGAGCCGAGAAUUACGUUUCGUGGAUGGGCUUCUCGUUCUACGUGGCCACGUCGCAGGCCACGGCUGUGUCACUGUUUGACAUCCGCUACAACGACACGCGCAUCAUCUACCAGCUCGGCCUGCAGGAGGCGCUGGCGCACUACGCCGGCGUGGAACCCAUGCAGUCGGGCCUCGAGUUUUUGGACACGUUCUUCGGCAUGGGCAAGAUGAUGUUCAGCCUCGUGCCGGGGCUCGACUGUCCCGGGCAUGCCGAGUACGUCGACAUGUCGUACCACAGGGGAGGAAAGAUGUACACGAACAAGAACGCCAUCUGUGUCUUUGAGUACACCUCGGACGCGCCCCUGCAGAGGCAUACCUCUGCCUUCAGUGCGACCGUCAGCCGCAACACGUAUCUUGUGGUGAGGAGCGUAAGCACCGUGGGGAAUUACGAUUACACGAUCGACUACAUCUUCUACCUCGACGGGUCCAUCGAAGUCAAGCUCCGCGCGUCAGGCUACAUCUUUGGCGCCUUCCACGCGGAACCACGGCAUUCUGCUGUUCCGCCACGCGACUCCUCCACGAACGAAUACGGCUACCGCAUCCACCCGGGCGUGCAGACCUCCAUGCACGACCACGUCGUGAACUUCCGCGCGGAUUUCGACAUCUGCGGCACGGCCAACACGCUCGUCCGCACGACCGUCGAGCCCCUGAAGCGCGAAUACGAUUGGGAUGAGCCCGAGGUCGACGGGCCGCGGAACACCAUGCACAUGGUUCACGAACCCAUCACGCGCGAGACGGGGCUCAACUGGCCCAAGAACGCCCGCGAGAUGUACCUCGUCACAUCCCCGUCGGCCACAAACAAAUGGGGCGAGUCCCGCGCGUACCGCAUCCUGCCCGGCACGGGGAUGGGCAACCCGGCGCACCUGACGAUCGUCAACUCGACGACUCUAGGCAACUCGGCGGCCUGGUCGAGCGCGGACCUCUGGGUGUUGAGGAAUCAUCCGGACACGGAACCCAGCAGCGCGCACGAGAACAAUUACCUCGAGCCACUGGCGCCGCUUGUCGAUUUUACAAAGAUGGUCGACAGUGAAGACAUCGAGGGCGAGGAUCUGGUCGUGUAUUUCAACUUGGGGGGCCAUCAUGUGCCAACUAGCCAGGACGUGCCGAAUACGUUGAUGCACACGAGCGCGAGCAGCGUGGUGUUUAUGCCGUUCAAUUACUUUGACGAGGACGUGAGUCGGGCGUGGAGGCAGGGCGUGCGGGUUGAUCGGCGGCCGCCGGCGCGAGAGGGCGUGGGUAGUGCUGUUGAGAAGGACGAGGUCAAGAUCAAGACUAAACGGACGGCGGACGCGCAGGGCGAGGAGAACAACAGGCACAGGGAUGAGGACGCGCAGAGUGAGAAGGACAAGAGGCACGAGGACGAGGACGACGGCGUGACCUGGUUCGGCGGCCGGUAUACGCGCGAUGUGCUUGUGUCGCCGCAGAUGCUCACGCCGGAUCUGAGCCACUAUAUGAGAGAGCGGGAUGAGGGGGAGGCCGGGGGUUGGAAGACCGUCCGGAAUGCCGUCGGAGGCGGGUUGGUAGGGUUGUUUGUUGGCAAGGAGAGGGCAGGUGAGGAGGGCGGACGUGGACGUGGUGGGAUGGAUUGGUGA
Messenger RNA from Cladophialophora yegresii CBS 114405, 2610 nucleotides. RefSeq lists its product as uncharacterized. Gene Ontology annotation, biological process: amine metabolic process. Lineage: Eukaryota; Fungi; Ascomycota; Eurotiomycetes; Chaetothyriales; Herpotrichiellaceae. The transcript has 2 exons. The record is from RefSeq and is a predicted model, not a curated record. The coding region runs from base 1 to 2610 and encodes 869 amino acids. Gene Ontology annotation, molecular function: quinone binding; primary methylamine oxidase activity; copper ion binding. Gene Ontology annotation, cellular component: plasma membrane.